CGUGGAUCACAAUUCUUCUUUACAGUAAAAGUAAAGUUGGGAACCAUGUCACCUGAGCUAGUUGAACAGAAGAUGAGUCCAUGGCAUGGGCGACACAUUUUGUUUAUCGAUACUUUGCAUGACACGACCGGAGUAGCCAAGUCUCUCGAAGAAUUGAAAUUACGACCAAAGUUGGCUAGUUCCGUUGAGGAAGCAGCUAUUAUAGCAAGUUCCCGCAAUAGUGAUUCACCACUGUUUGAUACAGUUAUCGUGGAUGAUUUGGCUAUUGUUGAGCCUCUUCGUGAGAUUUCACAUCUUCGAUACAUUCCUGUCGUAUUAUUGGCACCUCAGAUACCCAAUCUCAACAUGAAAAACUGCAUAGAUCUUGGAAUAACAUCAUACAGCAAUACACCCGCAACUUUGCCUGAUUUAAUGAAUGCUCUUCUCCCUGCACUUGAAUCACAUGCAACAGUGCCCAGCGACUUUACGAGACAUCAACCUAUAGAUAUUCUAUUGGCUGAAGAUAACAUUGUUAAUCAAAAACUGGCUGUUAAAAUAUUAGAAAAGUUUGGCCAUCGGGUAGAGAUCGUACCAAACGGUAAAUUAGCCGUGGAAGCAUUCAAAUCCAAACGAUAUGACUUGAUUCUUAUGGAUGUUCAAAUGCCAAUAAUGGGAGGAUUUGAAGCAACACAAAACAUCCGAGAAUGGGAAAAAGGACAUGGCAGACGCAUUCCUAUAAUUGCCUUGACGGCACACGCAAUUAUAUGGGAUAGAGAUAAAUGUCUAUUGGCUGGCGUGGACGAAUAUGUGACGAAACCAUUAAGAAUGAACGAUCUUAUAGCCACGAUAAAUAAAUUUCCUGUAAGAAAUCCAAUAGUAGAGGAUUUGGCAAUAUCAGAUGAGCGAAACGCCUGCCAAGUGUAA
Paraglomus brasilianum is the source of this 903-nucleotide messenger RNA. The record is from the annotation of a GenBank genome assembly. NCBI's taxonomy places the organism in Eukaryota, Fungi, Glomeromycota, Glomeromycetes, Paraglomerales, Paraglomeraceae.